Messenger RNA from Halteromyces radiatus, 753 nucleotides. RefSeq lists its product as uncharacterized. The coding region runs from base 1 to 753 and encodes 250 amino acids. NCBI's taxonomy places the organism in Eukaryota, Fungi, Mucoromycota, Mucoromycetes, Mucorales, Cunninghamellaceae. The record is from RefSeq and is a predicted model, not a curated record. The transcript has a single exon.
AUGAGAGUGUUGAAUAGCACCGCCCCUCCUCAAACUACUUUGGUACCUUCAAAGAGCAAUAUUCAUAAUACAUUGAAAUCUAUUCAAGUUCACAAGCGUAGAAGACAAAUAGAAGAUGAUGUCUCUGAUAGUGACUCUUCCGAUUCCUUUGAUUCUUCCGAUAAUGAAAGUAAUGAUGAUGAUUGCAAGAAUGAUGAAAAUAUCAAUAACGAACAUCAUACGAUAUGGUCCGAUCCAUUCAACAUGAAUCCAUGGGAAAAGCCUAUACCAUCUAUUCAACCUAUCAGUUUCCAAGGAUAUGUAUGUAUGGAUACAGUGAAACUCAAGGUGGUGAAUGAUGUACCCCUAUACGAAAUAAUGAUGCUAAAUUUUGAAGCCCUUCCGUAUGUCAUCUAUCUCCCAUUUUCGUUUUCUUACUGGUUGAAGCAUGUUUUCCGUGACAAUAAGAACAACGACUUACCAGGCGGCAUCUUAACUGCUCAAGCAAAUGUAAAACGACUUGAUCAAAGGAAUUUGGUUAGUUUUGUUAACAUGAAUUGGCAUCCAACUGUUGGCUUUCCCAAGGAGAUUAAUGAGAUCAAAAAACUAGCUAUAUUUCGAUUAGGCGACUAUGAAAAAUACUUUUUUUUGGACGAAGGCAAUUAUGAUUUUUCUCAAUAUAGUAUUUAUAAUGCCAAAUAUUAUGUUUAUAAAUCGCAAGGAAACAAACGACAAAAAGUUGGACAUGAAAUUGAUAACAAGGAAACAGACUAG